AUGUGGACGCAGAAGACCAGAUCCAAGACCUCCUGUGCCAUCUUCCUGGUCAAGUCGCUUAACCUGAGCCUCAUCAGCAACCCCGUUUCACGAGGCAGGGCUGUGGGAAGGAGCCAUGAGAGCGAGCGGGCGUCCCAACCUGCAGAGCGCUCUCCAGGAAGUGACGGCGACUCAAGGGGCGCUUACGACCGAGGCAAGUCAGGAGGAGGGCAGAGCCCCAGCGAGUGCCAACAACGCAGGCCCCGCUUCCCACGACGGGGGCUAGGCCCGGGCACCCCAGGCCCCCCGGGCCCCCCAGGCCCCGGUCACCUCGCCAGGCACGCGCGAGGCUUUGGGACGCGGUGGGCCAAGCGGGGCAACCCCCGACGAGCCGAUCCGGCUGCCCGGCUCCCGGGUGCGCCCUGGCCCGACACUCCCCCUAAUCCGCCCGGGUCCUCGCCCCCUCCCCAAACCUCAACCCGCCUCCGCUCGCUCCACCCCGCAGGACCCGGGGCAGGUCCCUCUCUGGCCGCGGCCCGGCCCGCCCGCGGGUCCCCUCAUGCCCGUGCCGGGGACGCAGCGGGCCGCGGCCUGGGCGAGCCGGGCUCCCGAGGGCCGCGGCCAAGUCAGGGUCCGCCGAAGGGGCGAAGCGGCCCAGGAGCCCCGGAGGAAGGCCCGGAGAGAGCGCCGGUCACUCACCGGCCGCGGGUCCGCUCCGGCGCCUAUCCGCCGGUCCCCGCGUCAGUCAGUCAGCGACUCCCUCCCGCGCCGCCGCCGCAACCGAGCGGGCGGGUGCGAGGGCGGCCGGACGUGGCCACGCAGCGCGCGGGGCGGGGCCUGAGGGGUCAGGGCGGUGCAGGGGGCGGGGACUGA
Molecule: messenger RNA, 852 nt
Organism: Choloepus didactylus (southern two-toed sloth)
Lineage: Eukaryota; Metazoa; Chordata; Mammalia; Pilosa; Megalonychidae
Product: proline-rich protein HaeIII subfamily 1-like
Exons: 2
Coding region: 1-852 (283 amino acids)
Source: RefSeq, a predicted model, not a curated record